This is a messenger RNA of Penicillium canariense, 528 nucleotides long. RefSeq lists its product as uncharacterized. NCBI's taxonomy places the organism in Eukaryota, Fungi, Ascomycota, Eurotiomycetes, Eurotiales, Aspergillaceae. The record is from RefSeq and is a predicted model, not a curated record. Bases 1 to 528 code for a protein of 175 amino acids. The transcript has a single exon.
AUGCAGGAGUUGACGGAGAUCACCGCAUACAGACUCGGGCCUAUGCAUGAGGCCGAGUACCUCAGAAAGCAAACUGGGCUCCAGUUUCCAUCCAUCUUCGAUAUUGAGCCGAAGCAGUCACUUGUUAACAUGUCCGACAAAACGAUGAUCAUGAAAACAUGGCACCUGCUUCUAAUGCACAAAAUCAAUACAACUCCUAUUGGGAUAAAGCGACCUUAUGUCAAGCCUCUGCAAUAUCUCACGCUUGCUUUAGUGGAAAACCAUCAAUCCUGGGAACUGAUCGAGCAGCAGGUGAAGGCCAUGGCCGGCAAGAAAAUGGCUUGGUACCGGUUCAUCUAUCACGCAUGGCUGGGGAAUCGAGCGGCUCAUGAUGAAGGGGUGAGGAGCAAGAAAGGUGCUUUCGUGGAGGCAUGCAAGAAGACCAGGCAUAAGGAACUCCUAGGUUACCUUCUAUUACUCUUCUUCUUCCUUUUAUUCUUAUCGAAAAUCAUGGCUCUGUUGUCAAUUAUGAGGGCUGCUGCCUGGUAA